CACUGUCUUCAUUUUCUGGCUUUGGAGUAGGAAUGUUGAUGUUGCCCGGGGAGUAAACAUGGGACUUCGGCUUCCCACGGACUUACUGCCUCUAUCUGGCAUCUUACCACGGAGCCCAGCCUCCUGGGGGCCGAGCCCACGGUGCCCUCAGUUGGCCAGGCGGCCUGCCGGCUGCAGGGGCGCGUGCACCUGGGCCCUGUGAGUGCCGGGCAGGCCCCUGCCCAGGUGGGGAGAGGGGCAGUGGGAGUGUGGCUUUGCCUCUGCUGAGGAGCCAUUAAAGGAGUGGAGCAGAGAUUGAAUUACUGACUUCCUUCCUGCCAGUGGCUCCUGGGGAAAGGACUCUUGGAAAUACAAUCUAGCCGAGAGCAAAUUAAGGUUGCUAAUAGCAUCCCGGCCUCACAGCUGCUGGGGGAGCCCAGCCGAGAAGGCUCAGGGCCGGAGCGGCCCCCGCAGAAGGAAGGAGGCUGCUGAGCUUGCACCUCCCCAGUGCCUCUCUCUCCUUAAGGAGCGGCUGGGGCUCCCUGACCCCUGGCUUCCGAACCUGAGAGGUUUGGUGGCGCGUGGGGGCCGGGAGGGCUGUGAGGGCAUGAAGGGGAGAUCACUGAAGGGUGGGAAUGCUCUGAGGUGCUGUCGGGUUGGGUGUGGGGGCUUUCCCGCAGGCAGAAGGCUGUCCAGAACAACCCGUACCCGCCUGCCUUCCUGUAGGGAGAACAGGACACCGUCGGCGUUUUGGGCCAGGUCUCUCCCCCGCCGCCUCGUCCUUUCUGGGUGUUCACUGUGCUUUGGGUCCCGCCUUCCUCCUGCCUUCCUCUGGGCGUGUGCCUCCCACUUUGUGAGAGCCCCGGGUCUGCCGGCUUCCUGGAAUCUCCUGGAGCCUCCUGGCUUGUCAGAGAGGAGGGGUUGGGGGACUAUUGGGGGCUGUGCCUUUUUUGGACUCAGCAGGGAUUAUUUUUAGGCUGGCAGAUGGAGGUGGCGGUGGCUGUCGCUGGUAUUAUUAGACAACAGGCCUGUGGUUUGGAAGUCUGGUGCCCAGAGGAGGAGGAGGAGGAGGAGGCGGCUGCAAUAAGGACUUGUACUAAUGAGCAACGGAUGCUGGUGCUCACUCCGUUCCCCGCCUCCCCAGCCACCAGCCAGACCCAGCUAGGGGUCUCAGAGUCUCAGGCAGAAGGCCAGGCUCCUCAGAGCUGGUCAGAGCCCACCGGGCCGCCUUCUGAGACAGGCCCACCCUGUGGUCCUAGGCUUCAGGGUCUGGGCUGGCAAAACCUGUCCCAAGUGUGGGGUUGGAGUUGCCGACCUCUGGCUCAGGCCCUAAGAAAGGGAAAAGUGAGGGACAGUGGGUGAAAGGCCUUGAUCCUGGCGCCUGGGUUGGGCCAGGAUGACCUCUGCCCCACCUGCUUUCUGAGAAGGAUAGGGACACCAUCCGUGCCUCGGGCACAGCUGGAACCGAGUAACUUUGGGUGAGCGGCGCAACUCCCCGUUUGCUCAUUUUUCAAUGGGAGACAGCGGUGCGUGAGUCAGGAGGCCAUUGUGGGCAGGGACUGAGAUUCCCUGCGUUCCCAGCACAGAGCCUAGGGUGCAGCAGGCAUUCACAGCACGCGAGGCUUGCAUGCCAGCUGAUGCUCGCCCGGCCCUGCUCCUCACACCUUGCCCUGCACACCUUCCUCCAUAUUUAGAGCAGUCCUGCUUUCAGGUACCCUCCUUCCCCAGCCCUUCCCCGGCGGAGGAGCUCCAGGUUGUGAGUGCUAGACAUGGGCUGUGCCAGGCCCUGGAUGCCUCAUGGUUCUGCACAGGGGUCCAACGGCAGCCCUGGACUCAGCCACCCACUGGGUACCACCUGGCCCAGAGAGCAGGAGAUUUGUACCCUGUGGGCUUCCCAAAAGGUCAGCCAGACCUCUGGGGGCUGCCUUAUCUUUCCUUGCCCUCCUACUUUCUCUUCCCCGCCAUAACUGCUCCAAAGGGAGCUGGACACACCCCCAAGAUACAGAUUUACUAGGUUCUGGGCACCGCUAUUUCUGGCCUUCUCUAAAGAGAGCUAUGGUACCGCAUGGGUGCCUUUCCCUGUGCCCACUCCUGACAAUGCCGGUUUUCCCCCUUUGAGGGGGGAGCCUGGCCCCUCUGGGCUGCUGUGAUGGAGAGGGGCUCAGCACACUCCACCCUCCCCUUCCUCUCAUCCUCCUUUUCCUCCCCUUCCUCCCCACUCCCUUCAGGAGCCAGCCCCUCCCCCUUCCAGUCUCCAUCUGCCCCCACCCAGGCUCUGGGGUGUUCUGACAGUCUGUGUCUGUGUCCAGCUGGCCUGAACUCACCCUCCCAGGGCUGGGCUCCACACCCGGCCCCUCCUCUGCUCUCCUCUUUGCUCUCCACUUUGCACCUCUUUCGCUCCUGGAUGUAGGUUUGGUUUCCCCCUGUAUUUGGGUUUCUCUAUCUAUCCUCCAUCUUCCCUCUUUACUGCCAGCCUGAUUACUUUUUUUCACAUUGAGCUUUUCUGGAGAGAGUGUGUUAUUAGACAUACUUUGGCUCAGAAAUGAUCAGGCUUAGGGAGAAGUGCUUGUGGGUGAUGGAGUGAGAGAACAUGCCGUGCGUGUGUGUGUGUGUGUGUGUAUGCGCAUGUGUGUGUGAAGGAGAUGACAGAAAACCAAUAAAUAUUCUAGGAUCCAGAAAAGCAAGAGGGCUUGGAGCGAGGGUGGAGGCCAGGACAUGGGCGCCCACACCACUGCUUUAUUCUGGGGAAGCUCCCUCUCAUUUUGUCUUGCUUAUCCUCUUUGGGAUGUGUCCUCUCUGCAGCUGCCUCUCCCUGGUUGAAAGGGUCUUUGGGAAGAGAUGCUGGGAGGGGACGGCCUGCCUUGGAGGUAGGCCUUGGGUUGGGUGCUCAGCGCUUAGCCCAGGGGCUGGCUGGGGCUGGGGUGGAAUCCCAGCGCUGGGGAAGAUUUGAAGAGCCUGCCUCGUUGCUGUGCAGUGAAAAUGAGGCUGGCUCGGUGCAAAUGAGCAGCCUCACAGCGGGAACCCACGUCAAAGCCAACCCACCUCCUGGCGUUGCCCGCUAGAGCCCUCCACCUGGAAGCCAGCUCACCAGAGCAAACUCCACUGUUGGAGGUGCCUGCUGUCCCCCUAGGCCUCUGUUCCUCCUGCCUGGGCCAUAGGGCCAAAGCCCUGGGAAGGAACCACCUUCUGUUGCCCACUCUGCCCUCCUCCAGGUAACCUGGCACCUGGGAAUAACUCCCUCCUCUUCCCCUAGGCUCCUGUAGUUUCUUAUCUCCUCACAGGUGUGUGCUGUAGACACACACACACACACACACACACACACACACCUUCUCUGCAAACUCAUGGCACCCAUUAUUCACCCAUUCCUCUUGGUCCAGCAUCCGCCUUUGUGAUCCUGGCUGCUGGGAGGCAGGCUCUCCUGCUGAGGGCCCCUGGGGCUGUGGGGGAGGCGAGGCUGCAGCUGGGCACUCUCCCUGCUUUCCCUGAGGGGCUGGGUUGCAAACUUAGCCUGAAGCAAGGUUGGGGGUGGGGGAAUUGGGAAACAUGCUGGGGCCUCAGGCAGGUGAGUGCAAUGCUCUGCUCUGCUCCAAAAAUACUCUGUGAUCUUAGCUCUUUCUCUAGAAAACAGUGAUGUCACCGGGAGCCAAUCAGCUUCUGGAAGGGCUUGCCUCCUCCCUCUUCCGCAACUUGCAGGGGAGGGGGAGGGGGAGAACAAGACACACAGAGAUGACAUACAGACAGACACGGAGAGCCACAGACACAGAAGUACAUACAUGCAGAGAUGGAGCCCUUGCAUACAGAGAAGCAGGCAGAACCCCUCCCCUUGCAUGAGCCAACCGAAACACAGACACACACACACACACACACACACACACACACACACGCUGGUAGACAGAAACAGGGAGAGAGAUAGGCAGGUAGACACAGUCACCCACACAGAGCAAGAGCUAGAGAGAAAGAGACAGAGGGAGACACAGAAAGACAUGGAGAAGGAGCAGGAGCCAGAGAGAGAUGGACAGAUAGACACACGCAGAGAUGGAGCCCGCAGGACAGAUAGGCAGACAGACAGACAGACAGAGCCAGAGACAGACACACAGAGGAGCCGGCAAGGCAGACAGACAGACAGAGAUCCAGAGAAGGAGCUAGAGAGAGAGAGACAGACAGACACACAGAGGAGCCAGUAAGACAGACAAACAGAGAUCCAGAGAUGCGAGAGAGAGAGAGAGAGAGAGAGAGGGAACAAACACAGAGGAGCCCAGCAUGUGUGUGUGCGUGCACAGACACAGAGAGGUGGCCAGACACAGACAUGAAGGGAUAAGAGACAGCGAGGUGCACACAGGGGUCCGAGAUGCAGAGAGAGUCAGACCGAGGCACCGGAAUGGGGAAUGGCAGGAGCUGGUGCUGCCCUCCUCUGGGCAUCCUCCCCUGCGGGAGUCCCCAGCUGGCUCUCUGUCUUUAAGCUGCCGCUUUGGUACUGCAGCUGCUGUCCUAGGUGCUGCCCUGGAGAGUCGGGUGCCCGGCCUGGGACCAGAAGGGUCUGGGGCUGGGGAAAGCUGUGGGCAACUGGCAGUAGGGGGUAGUACCAGGGAAUGAAGGGGGUGAGGCUUCCCCUCAGCUAUCCUUUUCCCUGGGACGUUACUGGACAAGGUGACCUUGUGGCCUCCCUGGCCCUGCCUGGCAGUGGAGCCUGGCGUGGGAGGAGGGCUGCAUGCCUUCUUUGGGCCCAGGAGUGGUGCUGCGGCGCUUGGGGUGCGUGGCUCUUCCUCUCUGCGGCGUCCUCUAGCUUGCGGUGGGGUGGAGGCAGGGGUUGUCCUCCUGCCUGCUGCCUUGCUCGCCCUCUCUGCUGCCAGCCAGGGUGGGUGUUCCCUAUCCCACCGUCUGAUUUCGUUUUCCUCUGCCCAACGUGGGGACAGCCCUGGGAUCUCCCUCCUCUGUCGCCAGCAUCCUGCUCUCCUAAUGGUGAUGUCUGGGGCUUGGGCCCCUCCCACUCCCCCCUCUGCGGCAGGGCUGGCAGAACUGUGCUGGGAGGAGGGGCUGGAGAGGCCGGCUCAGCCUGCGGGGUUUCCCUCUGGUGUUGCCACGAGCAGCCUCGGCUGAGCUUGUUAGGGAUUUCCCUGCUCCUGCAUGGAGUACCCUUGUUUUGUGCCGUGCACAUCGGGCUGAGCUGGGGGUGGGGUGGAGGAGGAAGGCUGGCUCUGUCAUUUCCCACCAGGCUGUAGUGGCAGGCGUCCUGGAGCAGAAAGAAUGUUCCCUGUGCACGAGCGGCCACAACUGGGCAGUGCCGUGGGCCUCCAGAGGGGGCUGGGCCCCUCACCUCCAUGUCCUGGACUCCCUGUAAUUCUUGGGGCAGGAUGCCAGCAGGGGGUGGGGCCGGAUGACGCCUGCGGCUCUUCGAGACUGGGGAGGGAAGAGCUGGCGUGUAGGGCUGAAGAGAAUGGCUUCCCUCUCUUUUCCUCUCCCUUCCUUUCCCCCAAGUUGUGGAUGCUUGGGGGCCCCAGGACAGAGGGAGGCGCCCACGGCCUGCGAGAGGAGCCCGAGUUUGUGACGGCAAGAGCUGGGGAGAGCGUGGUCCUACGAUGCGACGUGAUCCACCCAGUGACGGGACAGCCCCCACCCUAUGUCGUAGAGUGGUUCAAGUUCGGGGUCCCCAUCCCUAUCUUCAUCAAGUUUGGCUACUACCCCCCGCACGUGGACCCUGAGUAUGCAGGCCGGGCCAGUCUUCAUGAUAAGGCAUCUCUGCGGCUGGAACAAGUUCGCUCUGAGGACCAGGGCUGGUACGAGUGCAAAGUGCUCAUGCUGGACCAGCAGUAUGACACCUUCCACAACGGCAGCUGGGUCCACCUCACCGUCAACGCCCCUCCCACCUUUACAGAAACACCCCCCCAGUACAUCGAGGCCAAGGAGGGUAGUAGUAUCACCAUGACCUGCACAGCUUUUGGGAACCCCAAGCCCAUUGUCACCUGGCUCAAGGAGGGGACGCUCCUCGGUGCUAGUGGGAAAUACCAGGUGAGUGACGGCAGCCUGACAGUGACAUCGGUCAGUCGGGAGGACAGAGGUGCCUACACCUGCCGAGCGUACAGCAUUCAGGGGGAGGCUGUCCACACGACCCACCUGCUUGUCCAAGGGCCCCCUUUCAUCGUCUCCCCUCCUGAGAACAUCACCGUCAACAUCUCCCAGGAUGCUCUGCUCACCUGCCGGGCAGAGGCGUAUCCGGGCAACCUCACCUACACCUGGUACUGGCAGGACGAGAACGUCUACUUUCAGAACGACCUGAAGCUGAGGGUGCGCAUCCUAAUCGAUGGGACCCUGAUCAUCUUCCGGGUGAAGCCGGAGGACUCGGGGAAGUACACCUGUGUGCCCAGCAACAGCCUGGGGCGCUCCCCCUCCGCCUCGGCGUACCUGACCGUGCAGUACCCAGCCCGUGUCCUCAACAUGCCCCCUGUAAUUUACGUGCCCGUGGGGAUCCAUGGCUACAUCCGCUGCCCUGUGGACGCAGAACCACCGGCCACCGUGGUCAAGUGGAACAAGGACGGCCGUCCCCUGCAGGUUGAGAAGAACCUGGGUUGGACCCUGAUGGAGGAUGGCUCCAUUCGAAUUGAGGAGGCCACAGAGGAGGCUCUUGGCACUUACACCUGUGUGCCUUACAACACCCUGGGGACCAUGGGCCAGUCUGCCCCUGCGAGGCUUGUCCUGAAGGACCCCCCCUAUUUCACGGUGCUACCAGGCUGGGAGUACAGGCAGGAGGCCGGCCGGGAGCUGCUUAUCCCCUGUGCUGCUGCAGGGGACCCCUUUCCUGUCAUCACGUGGAGAAAGGUAGGGAAGCCCAGCAGAAGCAAGCACAGUGCCCUGCCCAGUGGGAGCCUGCAGUUCCGUGCCCUGAGUAAGGAGGACCACGGGGAGUGGGAAUGUGUCGCCACCAACGUGGUCACGAGCAUCACUGCCAGCACCCACCUCACCGUCAUCGGCACCAGCCCCCAUGCCCCGGGCAGUGUCCGGGUCCAGGUCUCCAUGACAACUGCCAACGUGUCCUGGGAACCAGCCUAUGAUGGAGGCUACGAGCAGACAUUCUCAGUUUGGUACGGACCUCUGAUGAAGCGGGCACAGUUUGGGCCCCAUGACUGGCUGUCCUUGCCAGUGCCGCCAGGACCCAGCUGGCUGCUGGUGGACACCCUGGAGCCUGAGACAGCGUACCAGUUCAGCGUCCUGGCCCAGAACAAGCUGGGAACCAGCGCCUUCAGUGAGGUGGUCACUGUGAACACUUUAGCAUUCCCUAUUACAACUCCAGAACCCCUGGUGCUGGUCACCCCACCGAGGUGCCUCAUAGCCAAUCGGACUCAGCAGGGUGUGCUCCUGUCCUGGCUUCCGCCUGCCAACCACAGCUUUCCCAUCGACCGCUACAUCAUGGAGUUCCGUGUCGCAGAGCGCUGGGAGUUGCUUGACGAUGGCAUCCCCGGCACCGAAGGAGAGUUCUUUGCCAAGGAUCUGUCACAGGACACGUGGUACGAGUUCCGGGUUCUGGCCGUCAUGCAGGAUCUGAUCAGCGAGCCCAGCAACAUCGCCGGCGUCUCCAGCACAGACAUCUUCCCGCAGCCGGACCUGACCGAGGACGGGCUGGCGCGGCCUGUGCUGGCGGGAAUCGUAGCUACCAUCUGCUUCUUGGCAGCUGCCAUCCUGUUCAGCACCCUGGCUGCCUGCUUUGUCAACAAGCAGCGCAAGCGUAAGCUCAAGCGCAAAAAAGACCCUCCACUCUCCAUCACCCACUGCAGGAAGAGCCUGGAGUCUCCCUUGUCCUCUGGCAAGGUGAGCCCCGAGAGCAUCCGCACGCUCCGAGCGCCAUCAGAAUCCUCCGACGACCAGGGCCAGCCCGCGGCCAAGAGGAUGCUGAGCCCCACCCGCGAGAAGGAGCUGUCGCUGUACAAGAAGACCAAGCGGGCCAUCAGCAGCAAGAAGUACAGCGUGGCCAAGGCAGAGGCCGAGGCAGAGGCCACCACGCCCAUCGAGCUCAUCAGCAGAGGCCCUGACGGCCGCUUCGUGAUGGACCCUGCCGAGAUGGAGCCCUCGCUGAAGAGCAGGCGCAUCGAGGGCUUCCCCUUCGCCGAGGAGACGGACAUGUACCCCGAGUUCCGCCAGUCGGACGAGGAGAACGAGGACCCACUGGUGCCCACAUCUGUGGCCGCCCUGAAGUCCCAGCUCACCCCUCUGUCAUCCAGCCAGGAGUCCUACCUGCCACCACCAGCAUACAGCCCUCGGUUCCAGCCCCGCGGGCUGGAGGGCCCCGGUGGCCUGGAAGGUCGGCUUCAGGCCACAGGCCAGGCCCGGCCCCCUGCCCCCCGGCCCUUCCACCAUGGCCAGUAUUAUGGGUACCUCAGCAGCAGCAGCCCUGGGGAGGUGGAGCCGCCCCCGUUCUACGUGCCAGAAGUGGGCAGCCCCCUGAGCUCCGUCAUGUCGUCCCCGCCCCUGCCCACCGAGGGGCCCUUUGGCCACCCCACCAUCCCCGAGGAGAAUGGAGAGAAUGCAUCCAACAGCACGCUGCCCUUGACUCAGACACCUACAGGAGGGCGCUCCCCUGAGCCCUGGGGCCGGCCAGAAUUCCCCUUCGGGGGGCUGGAGACCCCAGCGAUGAUGUUCCCCCACCAGCUGCCACCCUGUGAUGUGCCCGAGAGUCUGCAGCCCAAGGCCGGCCUCCCCCGAGGACUGCCCCCCACCUCCCUGCAGGUGCCCGCGGCCUACCCGGGCAUCCUGUCUCUGGAGGCACCGAAGGGUUGGGCAGGCAAGUCGCCCGGCAGGGGCCCUGUCCCAGCGCCCCCCGCCGCCAAGUGGCAGGACAGACCUAUGCAACCUCUGGUAAGCCAAGGGCAGCUGCGACAUACAAGCCAAGGCAUGGGCAUACCUGUGCUGCCUUACCCCGAGCCGGCUGAGCCGGGGGCGCACGGCGGCCCCAGCACAUUUGGCCUGGACACCCGGUGGUAUGAGCCCCAGCCCCGGCCCCGGCCUAGCCCUCGGCAGGCCAGGCGCGCCGAGCCCAGUUUACAUCAAGUGGUGCUACAGCCCUCCCGGCUCUCACCUCUGACCCAAAGCCCCCUCAGCUCCCGCACUGGCUCCCCUGAGCUCGCCGCCCGUGCCCGGCCUCGCCCGGGCCUCCUGCAGCAGGCAGAGAUGUCAGAGAUCACCCUGCAGCCGCCGGCUGCAGUCAGCUUUUCUCGAAAGUCUACGCCGUCCACAGGCUCCCCCUCCCAGAGCAGCCGCAGUGGGAGUCCCAGCUACCGGCCCGCCAUGGGCUUCACCACUCUGGCCACCGGCUACCCUUCCCCUCCACCCGGCCCCGCCCCUGCUGGGCCUGGGGACAGCUUGGACGUGUUUGGACAGACGCCCUCCCCUCGAAGGACGGGGGAGGAAUUGCUCCGACCAGAGCCCCCACCACCCACGUUACCUACUUCAGGAACACUUCCACCUGCACCCGGGAACGCUGCUGCACCUGAGAGGCUGGAGGCUCUGAAAUACCAACGGAUAAAGAAGCCCAAAAAGUCAUCCAAGGGCUCUUCGAAGUCAAAGAAACGAUCCGACGAUUCUGCCUCCCAGACUCAGCAGCUUCCCAACUCUCAGGUUCUGUGGCCCGAUGAAGCUGUCUGCCUCCGAAAGAAGAAGAGACAUUCUCGUCCUGACCCCUUUGCCCGGCUCUCAGACUUGUGCCACCGCCAGCUUCCGGAAGACCAGACAGCGAUUCUCAACAGUGUGGACCACGAUGACCCAGGACAUGCCACUUUGCUGUGACUCCACCCCACUCUAGGUGUCCCCGGGGCGAGGUUGCUGGGCUCAGGCAGGGAGGGCCACUGUGUGGGGGUGUGUCCUCCUCCGUCUGCCAAGGGUGGCCCAGACCUUUGUCCUGCAUGCCCCCUCUUUUGCCAGAGCGGGUGUCUCCCUCCAGAUCCUGGCCGCCUGUCUUCAGGACGGAGGGUGGGCACACCUUCCACCUGUGGGUCGAGGUCAGGAAGUGGAUUGGAGACUGGGCAACACCUGUCUCCUCCCCUCCGCCCCCUGCUUCACUAGGUUGAUUUUUCUCAUCUCUUCCAAUGUCUUUGGAAGUGAAGAGGAAAGCAAUGGCUUUUACUGCUCUCUGCUUCUGUUUCAGUUUUUCAAGUCCUGGAAGAAGGCUGGACUUAAUGUCCAUCUUCCACACCCCACAUAUAUAUAGAUAUAGAUACAGAUGCAUAUGUCUGUAGUGUGUGGGUUUCUCUAUGUGUGUAUAUAUAUAUAUAUAUAUGUACAUUGAGGCAAAGUGCUGUUGCUCUCUGUGGUCAGUGGAGGCAGGAGGAGGAGGGCAGCGGCCAGCUGGGGUUUGCGAGCAGGGCUGGCUGCACCUUGGCCAGGUGCCUGACAUCUGUCUUGGGGGAUUCUUUCUCCCAAAACAAGAUCCGUGUCUCUCCGCUGAAUUCUCCGUGUGUCUUCUACCUUCUCCCACCCAGAGCAGAAAUGGGGCCUUGCUGUGAUUACCGGCUGCCUUCCAUGGGGGUUCAGUAAUGAGUUACUGCAGAACUAAAUUCAAGCCUUUGUUUCUUGGUUCCUGGGUGAAGAAGGGGUGGCCAGGCUCCUAGACCUGCAUCUUUCUUCCUUCCAGCGUGGCUCACGCUGCAGAAGUAGAGGCUAACUCAGCCGCGGGGCUGAAGCAAGCCUCUGGUGCGCAUGUCCAGCGCAUCCGUCGGCACCCUUCCGCCCAGCCAGGCCGUGAGCUCUGUGGCCAAAGUCUCCCCCACUGCGGAGCCACCUGUGCUAGCGCCAAGCUGCCGGCUCUAUUUAUACCGUCCCCGGCUCAGCACUCUGUGCAGCGCUGUUCCACAGCGGCUGAUUGGAUCCUCCUUUGCUUUUGUGGGAGCUAAUUCUCCAGAUUGAUUAAUUACCACUUGUGCGGAGCCGCCUGUGGCUUUCCCGCACUCACCACGUGCUGCCUGCCGACUCUUCUCUGCCCCGGGGCCUUCGUCCUCCGGUGGACCUGAGCUGCAGGGGGAUGGGCUCAGGUGAAGCUAGGGCGCCUCUGGCUGCUGGGGCCUGGGACGCUCUGGAUCCUGCCCUCUUUGCCCAGUUCUAUUCUGUGGCUGAGGCGUAGGAAUGAAGGCGGGAGGGGUGGUGAGUAGGGUCUGGGCACUGACUCUUCCUCUGCCAAAGUCUGGUCCUGGUUCAAACUCGUAGCAUCCAGAAGCUUCCUGAGAUCAUCUUCCCACUAAGAUGUCUCUCUGCCGGUAAGAUAUGGUGCUGCCCAAGGGCAGGGCAGAAGGCCCCGAGGGCGGGGUGGAGGGGAGAUCUGCCCCUCCCCCACUCUUGUGUAGGAGCCCCCCUUCUGGCUUGGCUUAGAAUGAAGGUUCCUUGAAGUAUUUCCUUCUUGGUGCUGCUGUCUUGGUGGGUUUGGGGGCACCCACCUCUCCCGAGUUCCCUGCUUGGACGUGAGCCACGGCAGCAUUGGACGGCUUCUGCUGGUCUCACGCAGCUGCCAUGGGCUUGGCCCAGUGACCUCGCAGGAUGAGGCCUUGGAUGGCUGCUGUCUCUUCUUGGCGUUUCCAUCUUAGGGGAUGGACUUCUUCUGUGCCACACCGGCCCUGGUCCUUCCUUUCACCCAGGGAGCUGAGGACCAGCUCCACCCUUGAGGUUUACCGUGCAAGUAACACGACCGCAGUUCCUUUCUGAACACAUCUGAAGGGGUCAUGGUGAGAGAGGCACGCAGGGGCUUCUGAGACUGGGCCGUGCACCCUUGGGGUGGAAUCUGGGCCUUCCGGUUGAUGUGCUUCUCUGGGGCGUCGGAAUCCACUUGACCGCUGGGCACCAGCUCUGCGAGAUGGAAGAGCACACAACUCUUUGUGUUCUUUUUUCCAGGUAGCACACCCUCUGCCCCCGCGUCGUGAUGUGCUGCUCACUUGGGCGUCUCUCCUUGGGGAUGACGGGAGCCGGCUUACCUGAGGUGUUGGGGUGGGAGGUGGGGGCUUACCGCAAGCUGACGUGCAGCCUUUGUGCACUGGCAGUGUGAGAUUUCUACCCCAGAGGAGCUCACGGGGCUCAGCCAGGCCCUGGGAUGCACUGGGAUGUGGGCAUCAGGCUGUCAGCCUUCAGGAUGAAUUUGGCCUACUUUUCUGAGCACCCUCCUGGGAAUUCCAGCCCUCAGGUUAGAAAAGAAGAGGAGAUGAUGAGGUAGAAGGCUUUGCUUCUUUCGGAUGUCAUGAGAGGCUGAGAUGCUCAGGCCGUGGCUGUGCCUUCCAGGGCACCCCCGUGCUAACCCAGGUGCUGACUCCUCCUCCGCUUCCUCUGGCAGUGCCCAUGACCUCAGCACGUAGACCCAACGCGGGGAGCCGUGCUUUUCGCUGGUCACCGAGUGGCUGCUGUGCUGUGGCUUCCCUGGCUAGGGCAAGGACGUCAGGUCUGCCCAUCUCUCAGUGGCCUGCCACUCAUUCAGCUCCCCUGAGGGCUUCCUCCUGUGACAGUGUCCUCGGAGGCCAGCAGCCCUCCUGCAGCCCGUGGACGGCGAUGGGAUUGGUGGAACGCAGUUCCCUCCGUGGAUAGAGGGCGAAGAUGUCACAGGCACAAGUUUAGGUGCUGGGUAUAGGCAUGUGUGACAGCGUGGUUGUAAGCAUGUGGGUGAUGGGGGUGUAACCACCUCUAGGGACCAGUGUCCUUCAUAGUCUGCCUCUGAACAAUGGCAGUGACUACUGAUCAGCUUCUUAGGACUUCGGCACUCACUCUGUAGGAGAUCGCGCCUUCCAAACUUCCCCUUUUACGGUCUGGCGGUCUUGCAGUAGACACGACUCAGAUGUAAACCUGCUUCUGUGUCUCAGAUGUCUGUCUGCCUCUUCAGCAUCGUGGCUGAGAACUGUGGCUGUUGUAGUGUCAGGUGACCCACAGACCAGGAAGAGGGGGAAACGGUUCUUAGCGGGGCCUGGACAACUGCAUUUGCGUGGGGAGAGAAGAUGUACGACGAGGCAGAGAGGCGAAGCCUGUCUCGAUUUGCUGGUGGGCUGCCGUGGGCUCCCACCCGGUGCUGAGCGGGGUCCUGUGCUGGAUUGUUGGGGUGGCUCUGGGCCCAGCAUCUGGGAGUGGCCCUGCCUGCUGCCAGUCUGCCUCUAAGCAGCUUCCCUGGAGAGACUGGGGGUAGGACAGGCCUUUUGAGAUCCUGCUUUCUUAGCAGGAAGGACGCCUUUUUCCCAGCAGGCUGGCGGGGUCUGUGCCCUCCUUGGAGGUGCUUAGUCCCACAACCAUGCGCUUGCGGGAAGACUGAAGCCGGGUGGAUUGAGCCGAGUAUUUCUUGUUAUUUUUCCAUGCUCUCUGUCUUUAUUUUUGAUUUGUGAUCUAAAAUAUUUGGGGUUGAACUGUUUUAAUUUAUUCCUCUGCCCUUUUUGUGCCGAGGAAACUGGGGUAAGGUUCAAAUGUGAAAUUUUCUGAUUUUAUUUGGGGUGGGGGACAAGGUUGACGAAACAGUAGCUUCUAGGGAGAAACAGAUUUCACGGAGCCUCCAGCAUCUUUGGCACUGCCCACGAUCUGAAUCUCCAGGGCUGAAGACUGCGUGGCUGGAAUCUGUUUCUUCCCAUUUUGUUAGCAAAAGCCUUUUCCAGGCUUGGGGGUGGGGUGGGGGAAGAAUUGUACAUAAAGUACAUUUUAUUAAUCUGUAGAGAAACCUAGGAAAAGAAAAGCUAAUGGUUAAUCUUGGGCUUGCUUUGCUUGCAUGUAAAGGAGCUUUGGGGGCACUGCAGGGAUGGUUGGGGAGCUGCAGGAAGGGGCAGAGGGUGGAGCCGAGCGGGUCAUGGAAGGCUCUGUUGAGUCCAACCUCUGUGGUACUCUAGGAGCUGUGCACAUUCCCACUGGGGCUUCUAACCCAGCCCUGCCUGGGUAUCUUCUUCAGAUAAAGUGGAUCUAGUAGGCAGUGUGUAGAGCCCCAUGUGGCUGUGUGUGUUGCUUUAGGGAGAGGGCCAAAGAGGUGCCUUAUUGGCCAGCUCUAGAUUGACUAGGGUAAUGGAUGGGGCACUGGUGUUUCAGGAGGGGGAGUUGGAGAACUGGAGGGUGGAGGGGAGGCCUGUGUGCUUUGCCAGGUGUUGGUGAGGCUGGAAGGGGCACAGAGGGUGAGGUCAGGCAUGGGUUAGGAUGGUGAGACCACCCCAGGGGACACCAAGCCUCAGCAUCUCUUUGAGUCAUGUGAUAACUUAGUUACUUGUAAGGGUGCAGGGUACACACUGGGGGAUCAUCCCAAGAUGACGAAGAAUGAUUGCCUGGUGGGCAUCUGGCUGGGGAGUGGUGGCCAUGCAGGGCAUGUGGGAGGGGGAUCUGGGCAUCAGGGACGGAUUGUGGGGUGGGGUCCUGCAUGUGAACGCAGACUGGAUCUUGGGAGAGGUCUUGCUUCUUAGCUAGAUCUUCCUUGCUUCUUCUAGAAUUAGCCUCUAACACUAAGUGCCCAAACCAAACAUGGACAUCUUCUUUAUAUUGUAUUUCAACUUCAUUUGUUUUGGGGGCUCCUCAGGUCCAAAGCUGAGAAACUUGUCUUGAGAUGCCCAUCCUAUCACCAGCUCUUCAUCAGUGGAGAAGGAAGUGCCAUUCUCGUUUUCCUAAGCUGCAGUGGUGGGUUGCCUCUCCGUCCACAAUCUGAAAAUGUUCAUGGGCCUUGGUGAUGGCGAUGGUGAUAGAGAGGGGGACCUGGAGCCUGACGUGCCUUCAUCCCCCUUUCCUCUUGAGGUAGAGAGGCUUCCUUCAGGCCAUGAAGUUGCACAGUGGCUUCGUGAGGCCUUCUCUUUACUUUCUCUUCUUUUGAUAGGCUAAAGUCACUAGUCUGUGGUGGAGGUGGGAGGGCAAAAGAGUUUCACCUGAAACUCUUGGCUUGACCAGCCAUUCUUCUCUCUUAAAUGUCUCCAGCUCUGCUUCUUUUUAGAUUAAGAGGCAGAAUGAAAAAUCUCUUCUUUAGAAGAAGUCAGUAAACCAAGGAUCAAAGCCCAGAUUGGACUUUCGCACUCUUACCAGCUUGCUGUUUGGCUAGGGGUACCAAUCACCACCCUUCCCUCUGACUGCGAGUGAAUCCACACUGGUUCAGAGCCUUAUUUCUGGGUUCCUGUCUGUACUCUCAAAACCUUCUUUCAGGAGCAAGUAUAAUAACCCCACCAGAUGUUCUGUGUGUUGGGUUGCCGAGAAGGUGGAAGUUUUUUUCAACCUCAUUUUAAGCUGUUAGAAAAACACUCAGUAGAUUGAAUUUGGUCCAAAGACACCACCAUCCCCUGAGGGAUCCCAUGUAGGAUAAGGACAAAUGAAGCAUCCGUACAGGGGUCAUUAAUGGCUGCUCACAUCUUAGAGAAGGAAGAGUCUGGGUAUCUUGGUUGCCAUAUACUCUGGUGGAACAGUGGCCAGUCAUUAAAAUCACAUGGGUGUUGUCUUCUGCGGUGUAGAAGACAGUAGUAGUAGUUAGGGUUUCGGACGAGAGCUGGUGAAAAGCUACCAGCUUUGGAGCCCUGGCUGGGAGAGCUAGAUUGGACAGUUUUAACCCCGUGGCUCAAAUGCUCAGCUCCUGUCACUGGUCCUUGGUUGUCACCAUUCCCAUCACACUAGAUGGGGACGUGAAUGGCUGCCUGGGCCUGCCUUUCUUUGGGGUCUUGAAGAAGUGUGCUCCACCAAUCCUACCUCUCUGUGGCACUGGAUUUCCUGGAUUUAUUUUGCGAACUAGGGCAGAUUCUCCCUCGCCCCCCUGUAUACACACCAGUUAGCUUCCCUUCCCUUUUCCUUUCCCCACUUCUGUAUGGCUCCAGGGAUCGUGAACAUGUGCGUGGUUUACGAUGGGGAGGUGGUGGGAGGGGCAGGGAAUCUCGGAGGGCAGGGGGUUGGGCUGGGGAGGGGACUUGCAUUUUCGGCCUUAGAAAUGCUGCGGGCAUGCACGUGUGGGGUUUUCACAUAAGCCAUGGGAAGGGCGAGUGCCCAGCCCUCCUCACACUGGUGGUAGAACCCAGGGCUUUGGCCUCCUUUUGGCAUAGUGGUCUAUGAAGCUGCAUUUCUGGUGGAGGGAUGGGCCUCCUCACGGUCAUCUUGCAGUUCUUGAAAGGGUAGUUGUCAGCCACUCUAUCAAUGAGGUUUUAUAUGGCCUCCCAUGAACAACGAGAGGUGUGCCAUGGCCGACGGUGUCCUGGCAGGGCUGGAGAAGGGAUUGUCUCAUGUGUCCUUCUGCAGGCACCAGGUUGUCCCCCUGGUCUCUAACCCCCAGCCAGCUGUCUAGUCCAGUGUUUCUUUUCUGGAUUCAGGAAGUAAGUGGGGUGUGUGUGUGUGUGUGGGGUGUGUGUGUGUAUGUGGUGUGUGUGGUAUAUGUGUGUGGUGUGCAUGUCUGUGUGUGGUGUGCAUGUCUGGUGUGUGUGUGUGUUGUGUGUGGUGUGUGUAUCUGUGUGUAGUGUGUGUGUGGUGUGCGUGUGUGUGGUGUGUCUGGGUGGUGUGUGUGGUGUGGUGUGUGUAUUGUGUGUGUUAUGUGUUGUGCGUAUUGUGUGGUGUGUUGUGUGUGGUGUGUCUAUUGUGUGGUUGUGUAUGUGUGGGGUGUGUGUGGUAUGGUGUGUGUGUAUCUGGUGUGCGUGUAUGUGUGAUGGGUCUGGUGUGCGUGUGUGUGAUGCAGUGUGUGUGGUGUGUGUUGAGUGUGGUUUGGUGUGUGUGUUAUGUUGCGUGUGGUGUAUGCUUGGUGUGGUGUGUCUGGUGUGUUUGGUGUGUAUGUGGUGUGUGUGGUGUGUCUGGUGUGUUUGGUGUGGUACAUGUACUGUGUGUGGUGUGUGUGUGUGCUAUGUGUUUUGUGUAUUGUAUGUGGUGUGUUAUUGUGUGUGGUAUGUGUGUAUUGUGUGUGGGUGUGGUGUGUGGUAUGGUGUGUGUAUGUCUGGUGUGUGUGUGUGUGAUGUGUCUGGUGUGCGUGUGUGUGAUGCGGUGUGCAUGUGUGUGAUGCGGUGUGUGUGUGUUGUGUGGUUUGGUGUGUGUUGUAUUGUGUGUGGUGUGCUGUGUGUGUGUUUGUGUGUGGUGCGUGUGUGGUGUGUGUGUGGUGUGUGUGUGUGUGUGGUGUGUCUGUUGUGUGUGGUGUGUGUGAGAGAGAUUUGUACAGACAUGCUGAUUUGCCUGCGUAGCGUCAGGCCCAGGAGACCCUCCUUUGUUUGGCUCUUUUGCUAGACAACUUCUGUUUGGGUAGGAGGGUCAAAUUAGUAAUGCACCAUCUUUAAUGUAUUUUUUAUGGAGACUGUACAUAAAAUUAUAUAAAUCUACAGAAUUGGUUCUAUUUUAAGGAGAGAGGGGAAUGUAUGUGGGAGGCAAGGAUCAGAUGCAAUCGUGGAGACUGGGAGCUUCGGGCGAGUGGCACUCGUGGGGUGUGGGGAGCGGGAGGGCAAGAGAUGAGUGCCGGGCAAGAUGGGCAGGGGCCCGUGCCCUCUGCACACAUAUAUAAAUAUAAAGAACACCUAGAUAAAGUCUAUAUAUCUCUAUAUCUAUAUGAAGUCAUAGUUUGCUUUAUUUUUGUACCUGUGCUUAGAGAUGUUUUGAGCAGUGCUACCUUCCCAGGCAGUCUGGGAUACUAGCUCAUGCCUUGACGCCACCUCCUUCCCUGCUCUUCCUUUGGUAUUCUCUCUGUUCAGAGUUGCUUGGGUCUUUCUGAUGGAAAUGUGUAUAUACGAAAAGUUUGUAAAAUAACAAAACAAAUAACCCACCUGCAGGAAGGACAAGUGAGCUGAAGGUUGUGUGGAGCUGCGGGAUCUGAUAGCCCUGAAGAACCACGACCAGUGUGUCUCUUGCCACUUGGGAGGGAUGUUGACUUGAACUUCUUUGCAGAGGGGCUUAACAGGGCAAGGCUGAGGAGAUGAAAACUGACUCCGUCCCCACGUGGCUGUGGAAAGGUAACCAGUUCCUCAGAGAAAACCUGGCUUCACUGCAUUAGAAAGGGGGUGGUUGAGACUACCUAGGGACCUACGGUGACACCUGUCUUGGUUUGUAGCACUGUAGCUCAGACAGCUCAGACCGCUCAUAGAGGGCACGGCAAUGGGAGAGUUUGUGAGGCUGGCUGCCUGGGCUUGGUCUUGGAGAACACAUGGCCUGUUUAGUGUUGCUGCAGAUUCUUAGAGCCAGUGUGAAUGUGGUAUGUAGUAUAAAUAUGUCAUCUAUGUUUUUUUCAGUUAUUUUUAAUUGGAAAUAAAGUGCCAUUGCAGAUAGGAUGCUCCAAUCCUGGGACACUGAGUGGAGGAUGAGGAGGGAGAGAUGAACUGUGGGCCGGCCUGGGAGAGUGGGUCUUAGUGGAACCUUCCUUCUGGCCUCCAGCCGGGGACUUACAAAACUGAACAAUGUAUUGGCAGAACUGGACCCACAAUGGGAGAUUCUGGGGAGCAGGAGUUCACUUGUAUCUGAGCAGGAAGCAGUGUGCCCUGAAGAAUACCUCUCUGAGCAAAUUCCAGACCUCACACAUAUGCAAGGGCUCUGCCUUGCAGCCUCAGCAAGCGUCUCCUGGUGCUAGCUCCUUCCUGACUUGCCCGGAGCUCGGAGUGAUGUAUUUGAAGCCGGUGCUGGGCCAGAUGGUGCAGGCAGUGAGGAGAGACUCAGGACUGCAACCUUUCGGCUCCUUAUUCCUGCUCAUCACUCAGAAAAGGGCAGUACUAACCCCUUUCCUAACCAAGACGUGGCACUCCCUAAGAGCUCUUGUCUAUAGAGUUUGGUCCUUAGAGGAAAGCAGAUGCCUUCAGCGUGAGAAGGGCUUGGUUGACAGUUUUGGGGUAUUAUGGGAAGAGUAGGUUGGGGUAAAGCUUGAGUCUAACUCUUGAUCCUUACAUGGACCUGUGAGGCCCUGCCAUUCAGUCAGGCACUGUCCUUGGGUCCUCAAAUUAACUGCUGAGAACACUCCCCACUUUCAAGGACGCUGAUGGGAAAUGGGCUCUGUCCAUGCAGCUGGAAGGAUCCAGUGCCGGUGCCACUGUCAGUGUGUCCAUCCUUGCCUUGAAUGAUCUUUCUUGCAGGCUCCUGCAGCUGAGUGUUUCUUGUAAGAUGUUUCAGGGGGAUUGGGCAAGAAGAAGAAGUGCAAGUUCUGUUCCCUUCCCACCUUGAAGCCUUCCCAGGCCUCCACGGUCUCUGCACAAGGGAGGCUCCCAUUACCGUUCUGUUGGCUCCUAAACCCACCAUCCCCUCUCUUUCUGUGGACUCUGCCUGACUUCUGGCCACAUGCAACCAGCAGAGUAAACUGCUCCAGCACCACGGGCAUGUCCUCGGGCUUGCCCUCCCACCAGGGCCAGCCCAAGAGUAGGUCCUCAGCAGCAUCAAGGUCUGGGAGAGCCACUGGCCCACAUGUCACCAUUUUAUUCCUCAGCCUCCAACGGGACUCUUCAUUUUGGGGAGGGAAAGGGAAGAUGGGGCCAUAGCCCCUACCUUGAAAUUGUACAGUGUGGAGGGGAUGUUAGUGCCUACCUGUGACCUUUCUGCUCCACUGCUCAGCAAGAUGAGGUAAGGGUGGGUGUCAGAGGGGACCUCCAGCUUCUCUGAAGAGCCAGCCCUUAAGGCACUUGGAGCAAAGGUCACUGAGAUCAGCUUUAUGUGGAGUAAGGAGGAGGGCUGGGAACUGCUUGUGGCAUCAGUUGGGGUGACAGGUGGAUGAGUGUGCUCCGAUGGAGCUUUUACGGCCCACAGCCACUGCCAGGAGCCUGAGCUCUUCCCCAUGCUUGGGACACGUUCCUUGGUCCCCACAGCAGAAAGGACAUUGAAUUUUGGUGCUUUUCCCUUUUGGUAGAAGGUGGAGGUAUCUGAGGAGUUGUUUCUGUCUUGCUACCUCUGUCUACUAUAUAGAGCAACAGUCGGGAAUAGGGAGAUGUGUGAGAAUCACUCUCCCAUGGAUCAGUGUGGGCCCUGUCCCUCUUCCCCACUGUCACCAACCAGCAGCUUGGGGAAGAGGCUCUGUCGUGGAUUUUUGCUGCGCGCUUCCCGCUUCCACUCUUCUUGGCGGUAGAUGUUCAUGUUGAUCCACUUUGGGCGGUCUGAAAGUAGGAGGUGGGGGAAGAGGCAAGCCUGCACAGCACACUUCCUGUCCACAGGGGGUUGCCUGUGGCAUUGGAGGGUGGAGUCUCAGAGUCCAGGGACUGGGAGGAAGGUACUUGUUGGGAUGGUCUUGAUUCAGGAACUUUAGACUGAGGUGUUAGAAAGGGGAAUUGUUGGCUACGGGAGAAGAGCAGUUUAACGCUCCACUUGCUAAGGCGUCUGUAUCAGUGUCAGAAGGUCUUGACCUCCCGUUCGGAUUUAAUUUCCUAACUGCCAGGUGUGGGGCUGGGGAUAGAGGGCCCAGAAGGGGGCGCAGUCACUGACGUGAAGGGACCACAUCCCGCUUCAUGUCAGCGACUCCUGCCCCUUGGUCUUCAGUGUUUUUCUCUUCCCCAGGAGGGACUUUGAUUAUGCAGGAUAGAAUUCUCCCAUCGCACACCUGGGGGCAAGUUUUAGAUGAGCUUCUUUCCUCCAUUUCACCCGGUGGUCUGAGGACACACAGAGGGUGGGGGUGAGCAGGCAGUGUGGGUGGGGAGGGGCUACCUCCCCCAGACCCCUUACAAACUCUGUACCUCUCGGUGCGUGGCAGCCUCUUGCUGUAGUUCUUUUCUGGAUAUGACUGUCAGUUUCGUCAUGAGAUUUCUUGCUCUCAUUUCGAACUCUUUCUUUCUUCCACUUUCUUUGGGGGUGACCCCCGAUCCAUGCCAGGUCUUCCUGUGAAGACCAUUCCAACCUCGUUUCCAUUUCUUGAAUGUUGAGUAUUACAACAUCACUGCGCUAGGGUGCUUCAUGGUGCUGUUCUCGAAGAGGCCAGUUGGGCUGAAUCUCCUUCCUCCCACUGGCUCCUGAUAUCUUGCUGUAUUUUGUCUUCUUUCUGAUUUUUCCCUAGGGGUUUGGGGUGGGUGACUUAGGGGCGGCUUUUGUGUUCUCCCUCUCUCUCUCUUUCUUUUCUGUAUGUAUGUAUGGACUGGUUAAAGUGAGUUUGGGCAGCUGACUUUAUGGUAUGGGUUGGCUGACUUUUGUUCAACAUUAAAGACAAACCAACAAAUUGUACAGCUGCACACAGAACACCUUUGAGUGUGAACUUGAAUGGCAACUAGAGGCUUACUUUUUGAACUUCAGGUAUGUAACUCAAAAGUAAAUAAAAACACUAUUUUUUCAGUAAGCUUUUUUUUUCUUCUAAAAGAUGACUUAGAAAUCAAACUAUAAGAACCUGAAAUCGGUGCUGUACCAAAGCCUUAUGUGAACAUAUUCUACACUCUGUAUAACCUGUCUCUGAGGAGCUCCCUGCUCUAUCACCCUCUUCUCAAAAGCCUGGGAAUGCCAGCGCGUGCCAAGCCUGGGGCUGGGUCUUGGGGACCUGUGGGCCAAGGGCACCCUGGGAAGUAAAAGAUGACAGUGAGGAUGGGACACCCUUCUGCCGCCUGAGCAGACUGCAAGGAAACCAGAUGUGUGUGUGUGCGCGCACCUGCAUAUAUAUGUGUGCAUACCUGUGCGUGUGUGUGCGUGUGCGUGUGUGCACGCAAGAGAGCGAGAGCGGGAGAGAGCUCACAGGUGCACAGUGUCAUGGUGAAUGUACUAAGUACGAGCUUGAAGGGAGGCCCAGGUUGGCUCUGGGAGUGGGGCGGUGUGGGAAUGAAGGGGGGAUGCUCUCUCCCCUGUUUUCUGCCUCCUUCCCUUCUCCGUCAGGGAAGGGAGGUGUAUUGGAAACAGCUACACUCUCAAUCAGGUGCUUUUUUUCCCUCAAAAUCUCCAAACUCAAAGCAUUUAUAAGGGGCCCUUCCAAUGGGCAAGCACCCCCAGCCACCAAAUCUCAGACUUCCAAGAGUAGGAGGAACUUUCUCCUCCCUAACCCUUCCUUGGUUUCCUGGGGAAGAGGGUUCUUCCUGCAGGGACCCUGGGCAUCCUGCUCCUGGGCCUGGGCCUAUAGACUGCCCUGCCCCUUCUUCCCAAACACUGAGAAGACCCCGCUGGAGAUGACCCCAAAGCCACGCCUGCUCUACGGCCCUAAGCAAUAGACGCCUGCCCUGGCUGCUGCUGAUGGUGAUCCCUUUGUCCUUUGACUUGGCAGUCAAAAAUGGAGUGACACCCCAGACUCAGUCAGGAAGAGAACCUGCGGCCUGCCUCAGCUCAGGCCACCACGCCAGGCUCCACUCGCUGGUAUUUCCAGGCUUGCUAAAUACUAACCAACUCAUCCCCAGUAACACUGCAUGUUCAUAUCCUGAAUUACAAAUCAAAAUGCAUAAGCAAACGAGAAUAAAGAAGGCACACAUCAAAUGACGAGAUGUGCAGCCAGUGCAGGUACCCCGGGAGUGUUGCAAGUUAAACUGAUGAAAAGACGUUUAGUAUUUAAUUGCUCCUCAUGUAACAUUACUCUGCUUCAGAAAUGUUUUGUAUUUUGAUAUAAAUAAACAUUUGCUAAAAAAGUU
Pan troglodytes (chimpanzee) is the source of this 22379-nucleotide messenger RNA. RefSeq names its product immunoglobulin superfamily member 9B (gene IGSF9B). The record is from RefSeq and is a predicted model, not a curated record. Gene Ontology annotation, molecular function: protein binding. The coding region runs from base 5224 to 9750 and encodes 1508 amino acids. Gene Ontology annotation, cellular component: neuron projection. NCBI's taxonomy places the organism in Eukaryota, Metazoa, Chordata, Mammalia, Primates, Hominidae. The transcript has 20 exons.